UUUCUUGCAGAAACUUUAGAAUUCUCCUCUGUAAUAGGUAGAAUUUGGACCUACCUACAGCAUUUGCAGCCGGGUUCCGAGCACUAAUCAAUGCAUUACUUCUAAAAGAUUUUCCUGGAUCUGAAAAUGAACAAACAGAAGAAGACCGUGUAUGAUGAGCAGUCUACAAAUCUUGACCAGUUUGGCACAGAUAUCAUUGCUGAAAUUGAAAAACUGUUUACAAAGACAUUUUUGUAUACCAAACCACCCAACAAUGAAUGGCAGUUGCCUGAUCCCAGCCAGGUUUUUACCUCCAAUCACAAGGCGUUCAGUUCUCUUGUUGCUCUCAAGGAUUCCAUGAAUGAAGUCAAGAACAAACUCAGCGAUAAGCAGCUGGAUGAGUGGCAUCAGCAUACCUCCUUCACCAACAAAGCAGGGAAAAUUAUUGCCCACAUCAAGAAAGCGGUCAAUGCGGAGUUAUGCACUCAGGCUUGGUGCAAAUUCCAUGAGAUCCUGUGCAGCUUUCCUCUCCUCCCCAGUGAUGCUCUUCAAAAUGGCGAACUCAACUCCGUUCAUUUAUGUGAGGCACCUGGUGCCUUUAUAGCCAGCCUCAACCAUUAUCUGAAAUCUCACCGUAUCCCGUGUGAUUGGAACUGGGUCGCCAAUACCUUGAAUCCUUAUCAUGAAGCGAAUGAUACCCUGAUGAUGAUUAUGGAUGACCGACUUAUUGCCAACACUUUGCCCUGGUGGUAUUUUGGUCCAGAGAAUACCGGGGAUGUCAUGAGCCUGAAACACCUUACAGGGCUGCAGCACUUCAUAAGCAACAUGGCCAUCGUUCAUUUGGUCACCUCUGAUGGGAGUUUUGAUUGCCAAGGCAAUCCAGGCGAGCAAGAGAUCCUAGUUUCCCCAUUGCAUUACUGUGAAACUGUCACUGCUUUAAUGACUUUGGGUCAUGGGGGCUCCUUCGUUCUGAAGAUGUUCACUUUGUUUGAACAUUGUUCGGUUAAUCUGCUGUUUCUACUCAAUUGUUCCUUUGAGGAAGUUCAUGUUUUUAAACCUGCUACUAGUAAAGCUGGGAACUCCGAGGUCUACGUGGUUUGCCUACGCUAUUUGGGGAGGGAGGCCAUUCACUUCAUCUUAUCUAAGAUGAUGCAGAACUUUGGGACAGAACUGGUGGCAAAAGCUCUAUUUCCCCAGCACUUAAUUCCAGAGUCUUUUCUUAAAGCCCACGAAGAAUGCUGUUUAUUCUUUCACAAGCACCAAAUAGAGACAAUUUCGGAGAACCUCCGACUCUUUGACUGUAUGGGCCAGGUAGAGCAGGCCAGGCUAAAUGCUUUGCGGGACUGUUCUGUGGAAUUCUUCUUGCAGAGAUUCCAAUUAAAACCCAUUGCCCGGAACAACUGGCUUGUGAAGAAGCCUCUCGCUGGCUAUAGCAUGAAUUCCAAAUGGUUUGGACAGAGGAACAAAUAUUUCUGCACCUACAAUGAGAGAAAACUGCUGGAGUCCCUGUCAUGGGAAGAUAAGGUGGUAAAGGGAUGCCUUAACCAGUGGGUUGAUGAACACGUUCUCAGCAAUGUUGGGAAGGGCUGUAUUUUAGAAGGCACAUCUGGCAACUUCGACUGUCGUUUAUGGUAUAUCCUGGAAGGCCAGCGAUUGCCAAGAGUUAAAUUUUCCCCCUUCUGUGACGGUGAGGUAUUGAAAAGCCUCAACGAAGCCAUUGAAAAGUCUCUAGUUGGCCAGGCUAUUAAUGCUGACCUUAUAAGAACGACAUAUACUGAAUGCCAGUUUUGCUGUGUUCUUACAGCAUCAUCGGUGCUAUCUGAAUUAUCAGAACUUAUGGAAUGUCAUGAACAGUUUCCAGAUAAAGAUUGCACGAGCCCAAGAAAGUGCUUGGUUCUAGGUUUCCCAAUGUUUUGUGAUGAUGAAAGUAGGUCUGGCUUGGAAGUUAAAAACAUGGAGUCAGCAUCUCUCUUGGCUUUUAGCUGCUCUCUACUGCACGAUGGAGAACCAAAAUAUCAGCUGCAUUUUUUAGAACGCCUCUUGGGUGUAUUUCCUCAGCUUCAGAAAGGAGAUGCAUUGGCUUUGCCUAUUCUUUCUUGUUUCACACGCUUUAUGGCUGGUUUGGUCUUCAUAUUGCAGAGCUGCUUCCAGCGCAUUUCCUUUGCUUGCCCCACAUCAUCUCAGCCUUUAAGGACCAAUGCUGUGUUGCUUUGUGCUGGAUAUCAAGGUCUUCCAGGCUCCGUGUUCCAAUACCUGGAGCAGCUGAAUAAACUUAUGAGGACUCUGCUUGACUCCGAGUCUCCGCAGCAGGUCUUGCAAUUUGUACCUAUGGAGAAUCUGCUGAAGGGGUUGCUGCUGGAGUUUCUGUGGGACCUCAACACUGCUAUUGCAAAAAGACAGUUGCAUUUGAUUAUCCAAACUGAGCAGCAGCAUAUGACAUGAGGAAGCCAGAAAUACUUUUUUAACCAUAGAGAACAUGUUUUAGCUUCUGCUGAAAGGUGCCUCGUGAACUGCUGGGGAAGAGGAGAACGUCCAGUUUAGGCAGGAGCGGAUAAUCCAGGGAGCUCAAAGAACUGCUAUGUUACAUCUCUCAGCUGCCCCAGCCAGCCUGGUCAGUAGUGAGGGAUAUCAGUGGGAACUGAUGAGGCGAUGACUGGAGCACCACAAGUUCCCUACUCUUAAUUUAAGUGGUAGAACCUCUGACUCUAAUCCAGCUUUCUCCAUGUGUGUUGGAAUUACAAGUCUUAGAAUUCCCAACAGUAGGCCAUGCUGCCUGGGACAUCUGGGAGCUGUAGCCCCAGUGCUUAUGGAGGAUGGCUGGGGAAGAUUGCCUUGACAGAGCUUGUCCGGGACUGUCUUUACGGCACACUCACGUCAGUGAGAACCUCUCUUUGCAGAGAAUGUAUGAAUUGUCCCAUAUCAGAGGGAAUCAGCUAGGUAUUUUUAAUUGACCAGAGCCCUGCAGUGGGAGCAACUGUGCUUUAAGAAAACUGAGCAGCUAUUUCAGAAUACAAGGUUUUGUGUAAGCAGUACCAAGUAUCACAUUCCAACUUUGUAAAACCCUUCCAUUUCUGGU
Messenger RNA from Candoia aspera, 3055 nucleotides. RefSeq names its product cap methyltransferase 2 (gene CMTR2). Gene Ontology annotation, biological process: 7-methylguanosine mRNA capping. The record is from RefSeq and is a predicted model, not a curated record. Gene Ontology annotation, cellular component: cytoplasm; nucleus. Bases 127 to 2421 code for a protein of 764 amino acids. NCBI's taxonomy places the organism in Eukaryota, Metazoa, Chordata, Lepidosauria, Squamata, Candoiidae. Gene Ontology annotation, molecular function: methyltransferase cap1 activity. The transcript is spliced from 2 exons.